AAUUCUUCACGCCAGUUCCCAGCUAUGGCUUCGUCUUGCCGGAGUAUCCGCGGUGGAUCCCGCGCGCUGCACGCAACCUCAACCCUGCUCAUCAGGCGCUGUCCGCGCUCCACUACCGCUGCUCCGGUUCUUGGUGCAGCCUCCGCCGAAACUGGACCAUCGUCCUCCCGAUCUGCAGCCCCGGCCCUCGCCGCCUCGCGAGAUGCCCACCGCCCCAAGCAGUUGCCCCCGCCGCCAGCCGUGGACUUUGCCGACACGCGGGUGGCUUUCCGCAGCAAGACCAGCGGCGAGCUGGCCCGCGGGCUCCUGGUGCUGGGGCUCUGCUCCGUGGAUCUGCUGGUGGAGCGCGCCCAGCAGCUGAUGACCCUCAGCCAGAAAGUGCUGGGGCAACGGCUCUUUGAGAAUCUGAUGAAAAUGACCUUCUAUGGGCAGUUUGUGGCCGGGGAGGAUCAAGAAACCAUUAAGGCUCUUAUCCAGCACAACCAUUCAUAUGGCGUGGGCACAGUGCUGGAUUACAGCGUGGAGGAGGACCUAACCACAGAGGAGGCAAAGAAGAAGGAACCGAGCUCAUGUACCUCUUCAUUUGAAAAGGAGACGAGCAAGCAGAGAGAAACGCAAUACAGUUCGGAUCACAGGUUUGACAGUCGACGGGCCGGUGUCAGCAGUAACCAUACUUAUUUCUAUGCGGAUGAAGCUAAGUGUGACCAGCACAUGGACACCUUUCUGCAGUGCAUAGAAACCUCAGCUGGCAGUUCAGAAGAUGACUUCUCAGCCAUCAAACUGACUGCAUUGGGGAGGCCUCAGUUCUUGCUGCAGUUCUCGGACAUGUUGGUGAAGUGGCAGAGGUUCUUCUACCAGAUGGCUGCAGAGCAAGGCAUGGGGGGUCUCACAGCCCUGGAGACAAAGCUGGAGGUGAAGAAACUUCAGGAGGCUCUGGCCAAGCUGGGAGUCGCCACCAAGACAGAGAGCCAGCACUGGUUCACUGAUGAGAAGCUGCGCGAGUCUGGAACAGUGGACUUGCUAGACUGGAACAACUUGAUCGAUGCUCAAGCUAACCUUUCCAAACAGCUGCUCGUUCCAAACAUGAAGACAGGGCAACUUGAGCCACUGCGGUCUUCCUUCACAGAGGAGGAGGAGAUGCAAAUGAAACGGCUGCUGCAGAGGAUUGAUGUCCUGGCUAAGAAAGCUACAGAGAUGGGUGUGAGGUUGAUGGUGGAUGCAGAACAGAGCUACUUCCAGCCAGCCAUCAGGCGCCUCGCCCUGGAGGUGCAGCGCAAGUUCAACCAGCAGAGAGUGGCCAUCUUCAACACAUACCAAUGCUACCUGAAGGAAGCAUAUGAUAAUGUGACCGUGGAUGUGGAGCUCUCACGUCGGGAAGGCUGGCACUUAGGAGCCAAACUGGUGAGGGGUGCCUACAUGGAUCAGGAGCGCAGCAGGGCAGCCGAAAUGGGCUAUGAGGACCCCAUCAACCCAACUUACCAGAAGACCAGUGAAAUGUACCACAGAUGCCUGGACUACAUCCUUGAGGAGAUCAAGCACCACAAGAAGGCCAGCGUGAUGGUGGCCUCCCACAACGAAGAUACAGUGAAGUUCGCAAUUCGCAGGAUGGCGGAAGUCGGCAUCCAUCCUUCUGAGAACAAGAUCUGCUUUGGGCAGCUCCUAGGCAUGUGUGACCAAAUUACCUUCCCUCUGGGCCAAGCUGGCUUCCCAGUCUACAAAUACGUUCCCUAUGGGGCUGUGAACGAAGUGCUCCCUUACCUGUCCAGGAGAGCCCAGGAAAACCGAGGCUUCAUGAAGCGAGCCAAGCAGGAGCAGCAUCUCCUGUGGGCUGAGCUCAAGAGGCGGCUGUUCUCAGGCAACCUUUUCUAUAGUCCAAGUCCACCCUAGACUUGCCUUUGAGCACCAGCUUCUAGGGUAAAGUAGAACUUCUUGACCGCCUAUUGAGGAGAGCUGACAACCAUGGCUGGGGCUACUGGUGGUAUCCAAGUCAUAGCGCUUUCUACACUGGCACUUGUGCAUACAGUGCCCUCGGAGGAUCUUUUUAUCUUCUGACCUGCUUCCUGCCACUUGAGACCAUGUAUGUUUUUGUGUCAAGUGGAGUUUGUUGUAAUAGUGUACUGAAGUUUUGCCUGUAGGAACACACUGAAGUUUGGUUUAGACUUGUCACUGUCUAGGACUCGGCCAUCUCCAUCCUACAUAAAAAUGAUUUAACAGAAGCUUUGGGGGCUGCCAGUGAAUGCAACAGGAGAAGAAUUCUGCUUACAGCAGGGGUACUGGAGGGCCCUGGCUGGGAGCAUGUAGUGGAAGCAAACCUCAAAAGGGCCAUGGAUGUGUGAGAGAAGGAAGAUCAUGGACCUUCUUCCUAAGUGAUAGGGAAGACCCAAGCCACUGCCUACAGUGGUUUGAACCCCUAUUAGCUGUGUACUUCAUUUGGAAUGCAAUGUUCAAGCACUUUGUAACUUGCUUAUGAAACAAAUAAAGUUUUUAAACGGUCA
Molecule: messenger RNA, 2495 nt
Organism: Sphaerodactylus townsendi
Lineage: Eukaryota; Metazoa; Chordata; Lepidosauria; Squamata; Sphaerodactylidae
Gene: PRODH
Product: proline dehydrogenase 1
Exons: 14
Coding region: 25-1887 (620 amino acids)
Cellular component (GO): mitochondrion
Molecular function (GO): FAD binding; proline dehydrogenase activity
Source: RefSeq, a predicted model, not a curated record